Messenger RNA from Panicum virgatum (switchgrass), 793 nucleotides. RefSeq lists its product as uncharacterized. The transcript is spliced from 2 exons. The record is from RefSeq and is a predicted model, not a curated record. The coding region runs from base 28 to 756 and encodes 242 amino acids. Gene Ontology annotation, molecular function: zinc ion binding. NCBI's taxonomy places the organism in Eukaryota, Viridiplantae, Streptophyta, Magnoliopsida, Poales, Poaceae.
CUUCCUAGCGUGAUACAUGAGUUGAACAUGAAGAGCCGAGGGUUGCACUAUGAUAUCAAGAAAAGUGGCCCAGUGUCAGCUGAAAUAUCAGGAACAACAAAUGAAGGGAAGACUUGGAGGUAUGGAGUUGACCUUGCAAAAAGAGAAUGUGGCUGUGGACAAUGGGAGGUGUCAGGAAAGCCAUGUACUCAUGCCAUAUACUUAUUUGGAAAAGUUAGACAACUAAACAUUGAGGACUUUGUGCAUGACUACUAUUCAGUGGAGAGAUUCAAGGUGGCUUAUCAAUUUCAGAUUACUCCAAUGAAUGACAAGUCUGAAUGGCCAAAGGUUGAUUUAGGAUUUGAAAUGAUUCCCCCGCCAUUGCAAAGGGCUGCUGGGAGACCAAGAAAACAAAGAAUCAAGGCUAGUGGAGAGCCAGGAAAAAGAGGACCAUAUCAAUGCAAAAGGUGCUUUCAGUUUGGACAUAUAGAGAAAAGUUGUAACGCUACUCAAGCUGAAUUAGAGCAAGAGCUUCCACCACCUCGUCCAAAAAAAGGGAAAAAGCCAAGGAAAAACAAAUCUGAAGCUGUUGAAACUUGCACAACGAAACCUGAGACAACCAAAACAGUUGUUGAAUCCUCUCCAAUGCCUCGUUCAAGCCCAGGUGUAACAACUAGAAGGAUGUCUUCUCUCUCUCCAACUAGCCCUGGUGUAACAACACGAAAAAUGGCUGCUAUCUCACCUGGAGGGAUCAAUCGUAGGCUCAUCAUUGAGUAGAUAAAUGGGAAAAUUGGAUCAUCACUGAGUUAUUAAG